Kwoniella mangroviensis CBS 8507 is the source of this 1944-nucleotide messenger RNA. RefSeq lists its product as uncharacterized. Gene Ontology annotation, cellular component: GARP complex. The record is from RefSeq and is a predicted model, not a curated record. Gene Ontology annotation, molecular function: syntaxin binding. Bases 1 to 1944 code for a protein of 647 amino acids. NCBI's taxonomy places the organism in Eukaryota, Fungi, Basidiomycota, Tremellomycetes, Tremellales, Cryptococcaceae. Gene Ontology annotation, biological process: endocytic recycling; retrograde transport, endosome to Golgi; Golgi to vacuole transport. The transcript has 7 exons.
AUGUCGACAGAUAUACCCAAUGGUCAUGAAGAGGAUCAACCCCUCGAGGUCGAAACGCAAACCCAGACGCCCGGUGCUGGACCUUCAAAAUUGCCUGACCCAGUGGUAGCAGUAAAGUCAGAUAUUGACGAGGAUGUAGACGAGGAAGAGCAAGAUAGAAUAUCUUUUCUGAAGAAGCAAGCUGAGUAUCUUGAGCUGGAGCAAUCGGUGAAUUCAAGUACUCAACUGCUCUCAUCACUUGCAUCGUACCUAUCCACAUUCCAAAACGAUCUAUCGGCAGUAUCAGGUCAGAUAUCGGACUUACAAGGGAGGAGUUCAGAGAUAGAUUCUCAGUUGAAGGGAAGAAAGACAAUCUUACCACCUCUCAACGCCUUAUUAUCAGAUAUAACCCUCCCCCCUUCCCUUGUCCUAACCCUUCGAGAUACUUUACCAGCCCAGAAUCCAGACCUGUGGUUAUCCGCCAUAAUCCAAUUCGAUUCAAAGAUCCAACUUAUUUCCAGUCGUUCCUCAAAAGUAAAAGCUGUACAGGAACUAUCCCCCAUAAUCGAAGGAUUGAAAUUAAAAGCUUUAAACGUCUUACCGCCAUUUUUGUUAGGGUUGAUCAAACCUUUGAAAUCAGCUUCUAAAGGUCUAUCAACCAAUCUAGCAGUAUUGCAAACUUCCUUGUUACUGAAAUAUCAACCAUUCUAUCAAUUCUUGUUGAAAAAUUCACCAAAGAUUGCUAAACAGGUUGAAAGAGGUUAUGUCACAUCGGCGAGAUCAUAUUACGAAACUGGAUUUAGAAGGUAUGCUAGAUCCCUGGGGAUGAUCAAAAGUAGGAUAAAUGAAAAACAGGAAUUGAUAGGUUCUUUGAAUCACUCGGAUAUAAUGGCGCAGAACAUAUUGAUGAAUGGUCAACAGGAAGGGAAUAGUAGUAGCAAUAUGGAGAAGCCAGAAGAUAGGUUGAGGUUUAAGGAUUUGGAUGUUGAAGGUGAAGAUGCAGCUGUUAUCUUGGGUUAUAUGGCAGACGAAAAGGAUUUUAAAGCACCUAUCGAAGCUUUAUUCCGAUCCCUCGCAUUAGUCUUACUAGAUAACGCUUCUUCAGAAUUCACAUUCAUCGUUCGUUUCUUCGCCAAAUCACUCUCAUCCUCUUCUAUUCCUUCAAAUGCUGGCGCCGGUGUUAGAUCACCGAUUGAGACUCCCCUGGAAUCUUCACCCAAUCCAUCGUUCGUCGAUCUCAUGUCUGAUACUGGACGCUCUACGUCCACGAGACAACGUAAAGGUGUAAACGAAAUUAACGAUAAUCUAAAAGAUGCAGAGAGGAUAUGGCACGAGGUAUUCGAUUCUUCCCUUGAAUACACGACGAAUUUCUUCAAUUCCAUCAUUUCGCCUUCAACCUCUUCAAGCUCGAUACCAUCGGUGGUAUCAUUAUUGACGAUUAUCCGGUUGAACGAUAACCUAAUACAAUGUUCAGAUUCCAGAGGAUGUCUACCGCUAAUCACAUAUUUGAAUUCGUGGAAAUUGAAUUUAUGGCCUGUAUUUAGGAAAGAGAUGGAUCAUCAUAUCAAUUCUUUGAAGAGUCUCGCAGAUGAUUUGGAAGGUAAGAAUUUGAUAUCGUCUUUUGGACUAGGGUUGAAAACGUUAAAGGAUAAUCAUGUGAGAGGAAUUGCAAAGAGGUAUGGUGAGAUGUUUAGUAGAACGGUAUGCUUGAGUACUCAAGCUGAGGAAGUGAUGAUUUUCUCGAGUAUGACACGACUCCGAAACGAAUUGAUAAGAAUCCUCACUUCUCAAAGUAACAAGAUUAAAUCUGUACCCGAGAGACAUUCCUUCUUAUCUUCCAUUUAUGAGAUUAUCAUGCACGAGUUGGUCAGUGGACCAGGUCAGACGACUCAUCCGAAAUUACAGAGCGAAUUGUCGUAUUUCAGAACGAGGGAGGAAGAAGCUAGAAGGAGGAUAUCGGCGUAG